UGCAGUUCAACAUGUUCGAGUCGCUCAUAGCAUGGAAGAAGUCCAUCAAAUUAUAUCUACGUAUGAGAAGGAAAAUUCUAGCAAGUUUGUUGUUUGGCACGAGCCGAAAAGUUUCGGAAAGACAGCUAUAGGCCCAAGCCUAGAUAAAGUUCGAGGAGAGAAACAUAGAGUAUUUUGGGAUAACCACAUUCCUUACAUGGUUUUGUCAAAACCGAUGGUAUACGACUGCCACCAUGGCAAGGACAGGAAGGUUGCCUUUAAAAAGAAAUAUAAAGAAAGAAAAAAGGAUGGCCCUGACCACGUAUGGCAAAGGCACAACUUAAUGAUUCAAAAGACCAAAAAAUUAGGAUGCCCAGCAAGAAUUACAGUCAAUGAAAUCAUGAAAUUCCCACAGUUCAAGGUUGAGAAAGACACUGAAUCUUACAGGAAUAAAUCCUCAAAGGCAAUUAAAAAAGCCCUGCCAACAUUGUGCAUAGAAAACGUCAGAAAAGAACUGCAUGUGCACCUACCGGAUAUGAGUGAUCACAGGAAUCAUCCUGUUGGAGAGGGAAGUGGUGUUUCACUGAUGAUGGACAAGCGUGUGCUAAACUACCUCCGCGACAUGGUUAGAGAAGGAGUCAGUACGGUGUUAGAGAUGAAGCGGCACUUAUGUUGGUUCGUCAAGAAUAUGUUUGCUGGACGAGAGCUACCACCACGUACCAAUCGUGCCUUUUUCCCAACCAAGGCAGACAUACGCGCUCAUAUGUGCCGUGCCAAGCAAAAAAUGAAGUUUUCCACAGUUGACCAGGAAAACCUGACGAAAAUCAUAGAGAGAUGGGAGCAGGAGCCAGGACAUAACAUUUUCUAUCGGCCAUCAUUAGAAGAUGAUGAUGAUGAUCUCCUGUUCAUCUACCAGACAGACAGUCAGAGAAGGCUCCUUGAACUAUAUGGGAAUGAACUGGCAUUUCUCGAUGCUACUUACAAAACGACACGCUACUCUCUACCGCUCUUCUUUGUUGUCGUAAAAACUAACAUAGAUUACCAAGUAGUUGCCACUUUCAUUACUGAAUCUGAAAGGGAAGAUGCCAUUCGUGAAGCUCUGAAGAUAUUAGCUGAGUGGAAUCCAGACUGGAAGCCGGCUCAUUUUAUGUCCGACUUCUGUGAGGCAGAAAUUCACAGUAUCGAAGACGUUUUUGACGAUUGCAAGGUGUACCUUUGCGACUUUCAUCGGGAACAAGCUUGGGAUAGGUGGCUCAGGAAAACAGAUCAUAAUGCCUUUAAUGACCGAGAGGAGGUUUUAUGCAGACUCAGACGUAUUGCCAGAGCACAAUCUGAGUCCGAGUACAAAAAUGCAGUGGACGAUCUGAAGGCUAGUCCAGUGUGGGAAAACAGUAAACUGUGUAAAUGGAUAGAAAACACUUGGCUACCUGAGUAUAAAAGAUGGGUAUGGGCGUAUCGAGGUGACCGUCUUCUUGUAAGCAUCAAUACCAAUAAUGGCAUUGAACGGCAGAAUGGCGUGUUUAAACACGAGUACCUGCAAAAGCAUGGUAGGCGUACACUCAGUGGAAUGGUGGAAAUCUUGGUAACUGAAUUUCUACCUGACCAGUACCAACGAUAUGUUUAUGCAAACAGGAGAGCAUCAUCUACAUACAGAAAGUACAAUGAUAAUGUUCCGGUAUACCUGCGAAAUCGUCCUGCCUUCCUUAUCAGGCAUUGCUUGGAAAGGUUACAGCUUGCUGAACAGAUUCCAAGUGACCAUGUUAUCCGAAGGGAAACCGACGACAGCUUUAUUGUGAAAAGCCAGACAGAUGCAAAGAUCGAAUACAUGGUGGACAUUAGCAAACCAUCCUGUCACUGCUAUGGAUGGCAACACUCUAGAUUGCCAUGCAAACACAUCUUUGCUGUUUUUGCAAACACCGAUCAUACCUGGAACAGUUUACCAGAAUAUUACAAAUGUUCUGCAUUUUUCGUACUUGAUAAAGUUGUCACUCUGUCUGCAACAGAGGAAAAUGCAGACUGUCAGGGAGCCAGUAGCAGUAAUGAUGAUGGUAUUAAUACCAUUCAGUGUGAUGAUGAUAUUACAGAUGGAAUCGAAUCUACUACUAACGUUACAGAAUAUAGGCAGCUACCCACAAAAAGCCAUACUCCACGUGCUCGAGGACCCAAGUGCAGGGAGCUGCUGAAGUCAAUAAACAAUCUAACAUACGUACUAGAUGACAGUAUGCUCAAGGAUGUAGAAGUUGGCCUCCACCAGAUGUACCUGAAAUUAAAACAAUCUGCUCACAAAAGCAGCGGGUUUAUAGUCGAGGAAAAGUUACCGUCGAAAAGAAAAUCUGAGAUGUUGACAGAAUCUCAGCCAACUACAAAAACGCUCAGAUAUUCAAAACUAAAAAUGCCAAAAAAACGACACCCGGCAACUGGGCGAUUUGGCACUUCUGCUGAAAUGAUGAAAAAGAACUAUUUAGUAAAUGUGAAUGUUCAGCUGAAUGACAGAGCACCAAGUGUUUAGGAGGCCGCUUUAGACAAGUUGAACGUCUUGGCAGCACGGCAGUAACGCAGUCGUCCGCUAUUCCUGCCGUCUUGUCCGCUGUGCUAUUGGGAGCACAAGUCUGAUGAAUAGGCAGAGUCGCAUCUGUAGAACUAUCAUCUACGUUUCCAAUCAGCACCUCCGGUACAUGUGGAGGAUCUGGUGAUGGUGGAACUGCACACGAGCUGAGCCUGCUUUCAUCAUCUGUGAUGUCCGAACGGUUAAGGUACCAGCUGCACUCUGACAGCUUUACUUGGUACGACGAUCUGCGAAGCUGAGACCCUGUGAAUUUUUAAACGUUGCACCAUUGUCCUUCAACAGAUACAACUAGAUAGCGAUCUCGUGCACGUGACUUACUAUGGUCGUUAUAUAGGUACAUCAGAUCUCCUACGUUCAUUACGUAAUUUUCAAAUGCCUGGACGCAAUGCUUGCUAUCUGUGGGGACACACGUUCUAUGACGAGACUGAGUGACAUACGUUGAAUGUGUGUUGAAAAGUGGCGAUUGAUUAACUUGAACUCGACGGACUGGCGUAUAAUAUAACCAUCGUUUAGUAUAUUGCAAACAUAUUUAUCAAUCCUGUGUAGUUAAAUAUACAUGUAUUAAGGUGUUUAUUAAUAUUGUAUUUUAUAAUGGUUCUGUACGCAUUGAUAACUUGUGUGUAUGUCACGUGUAUGGAAAAGUUACAACUGUCACUAGUGUACAAAAUGUCUCUUGAUGAAAAAUUUAUUUGGGUUGAUCAUAUUAACCAAAUUUGUAAAUCAGUCAGUAAACAUGUUGUCUGUAAGAAAAAAUGUCAGAUCAGAAAAUUGUUGUAUCCAUGCAAUACAUAAACAGACAUAUUUAUUAAUUAAAACUUAAUGAUACAAAGUAAUAUUGAGGGAGGACGUGCCUCCCAUCAAAAUUCACAUGGUCACAUUAGCAUGCUCAAAUACACUAGCUUUACAUUUGCUACUAUGGAAGUAAAAUGUCUAGCAGUUGUUUUAUCUAACUGAAAUAUAAGACACGGUGCGUACGAGUUUA
Molecule: messenger RNA, 3527 nt
Organism: Priapulus caudatus
Lineage: Eukaryota; Metazoa; Priapulida; Priapulimorpha; Priapulimorphida; Priapulidae
Exons: 9
Coding region: 32-2488 (818 amino acids)
Molecular function (GO): zinc ion binding; DNA-binding transcription factor activity
Source: RefSeq, a predicted model, not a curated record